This is a messenger RNA of Dinoponera quadriceps, 5587 nucleotides long. RefSeq names its product 5-hydroxytryptamine receptor 2A-like (gene 5-HT1). The transcript is spliced from 8 exons. The record is from RefSeq and is a predicted model, not a curated record. Gene Ontology annotation, molecular function: G protein-coupled receptor activity. Gene Ontology annotation, cellular component: membrane. NCBI's taxonomy places the organism in Eukaryota, Metazoa, Arthropoda, Insecta, Hymenoptera, Formicidae. The coding region runs from base 1220 to 2422 and encodes 400 amino acids. Gene Ontology annotation, biological process: adenylate cyclase-activating adrenergic receptor signaling pathway.
ACCACCGGGUCGCCCUCUCUCCGCCGCGCCGGUGGUACAUCGGUAACGCGUACGAAACGGGAAUCGCGGACGUGUCGGCGCGUUCCUCGUUCGCGCGAUCUCUUCCCGUCUUACAUCUCGCGAAGGGACUGAGUGUGCGCCACCCCAUCGAUAGAUCUUCCGCGGCUUCUUUCGCGCCUCACUCCUUCCCCCGGCGACGGGGAGAUCCAUCGAUGGAUCUUCAUCUCGCGAGGCGCGUUCGUGCCGAUCUUCCCUCGGCACCGACGUGCGUGCGUGACUGCGUGCGUGGAUGAAUGCGUGCGUGCGUGCGGGACGCGAGUCAUUGAUCGCGAUCGCGCAGGGACCGGUCGAGGCGGCCAACUUCGGCUCUUCUUCGUCGCGCUAUCUCCCGUCAUUCGGCGCCGCGAUCUACGCUCACGAUCGCCGGAAGUAGUUCCCGCGAACAAUUGAAGAAGAAAGACGAGGGAGAAAGACAGGUGGCGAUUCCGCGAUAUUUCACCGACCGAAAUGGCAGCUUACGCGGCGUCGCGGAGUUUCGUCUUACUUCGUUGCGUCGGGUAGAUGAUACGUCCAGUGGAUACGGACGGUGCAGGACGGACACCCGCGGCCAAAUUUCCUACGAGCUGGUUCGCCGAUGUCGAUUAGCGCAAACUGUGAUUGACCGAGAGGGUCGCUUGCACCGGCGUCGUCGCUCAGGGCCGACGACGGUUAAGUCAAUUUUCUCCUCGCUGUCCAUAUCGUAGAUUGAACUGUAAUCUACAAAGGGAUCGAGAGGCGAUCGCCGGCCGAGCCAGGCUACCAGCGAUCAAGGAAUGCAAUCGCUUCAUAAACACAGAGCAGCGAUGGUCAUCAACAUAUAAACAGUGCAUAGAUUGGAUCCUUGUGGGCCAUUUCUAAGCUCAGGUACGUGCACGAAAGGACUGACUGGUACAUCGUGCGAAAACAAAACGCUCGCAUCUGAAAGUCCAUGAAGACUCGGGGUAGAAAAUUGCGGAAAAUGGAGGUCGUGGUAAACUCUGAGAUAGACGUGGAAGUACGCGAGAGGAGUAGCGGACGUGCAUCGGCCAGGCGUUGACUCCACGUCCGUCGAAAGCGGAAGAGGAAAAGAAGAAAAAAAGAACUGGAGCUUCGGGGCCGCUAACGAGGGCGGACCAUGAUACAUUAUCUAACCAGAUGAUGAAUAGCGAGCAUUGAAGACGGGAAAUACGCUUUAGACACGAUGGAGGUCCACGUCAAUCAAGCGGUAAACGCAUCCGUGGAAGAUCCAGUCUUCAUCGACGCCUCGAUCGUCCUGAGAGCUCUCGUGCUCUUUCUCCUGAUCCUCGUCACUAUCUUAGGGAACCUGUUCGUGAUAAUGGCUAUCGUGUUAGAACGCAAUUUGCAGUCCGUGGCGAAUUACUUGAUCGUCAGUUUGGCCGUCGCAGAUCUUAUGGUCGCCUGCCUUGUAAUGCCUUUCGGAGCUCUUUAUGAGAUAAAGUCGGGAUGGUCACUCGGCCCGGUACUCUGCGACAUAUGGACCAGCAGCGACGUUCUAUGUUGCACAGCCUCGAUAUUGCAUCUGGUGGCUAUCGCGGUCGACAGAUAUUGGGCAGUCACCGAUAUCAAUUAUAUACAGGCGAGGAAUCCGAGAAGAAUCGGCAUCCUGAUCGGCACUGUGUGGGUAGUGUCCUUAGGAAUCUCAUUAGCGCCCCAGUUCGGAUGGAAGGAUCCUGAUUAUUUGGACCGCAUAACCGAAGGGACGUGUCUUAUAACGCAGGAUACUGCAUAUCAGAUCUUCGCGACUUGCGCGACGUUUUAUGUUCCGCUUUUCGUCAUCUUAAUCCUAUACUGGAGGAUAUUUCAAGCGGCGCGGAGCAGAAUCAGAAGGAGACCCGGCACCAUCCUUCAGCCUCCGCGUGAACGAAGGGGCAUCCUCAGGCUCGUCACGAGAAGGCCGCGGGAGGAGUCGACGGCGUUCACCAUAACGAGAUCUACGCCGGACCACUCCUCCAUAUCGCCGGAAAAGUCGUCGUCGUACAACGGGGCGAACGUGACCCCGUCGGCGACGGUGACUCCGACGGCGGUGUCCACGACAACGACCACGACGACGCUGACGAAUCCGACCAGCACCAGCCAACAACAGCAAGUGGUCUCGACGAAGCGCACCCGCGAGACGAUCGAGUCGAAGCGCGAGAGGAAGGCGGCGAAGACCCUGGCGAUCAUCACCGGCGCUUUCGUCGCCUGCUGGCUGCCCUUCUUCCUGGUGGCGCUGCUGCAGGCUGUAUGCCAGACCUGCAAGCCGCCCAAUCUUGUGUCCAGUGUGUUCCUGUGGCUCGGAUACUUCAACAGCACCCUCAACCCCGUGAUUUACACUGUGUUCUCACCGGAAUUCAGGCAGGCAUUCAAAAGGAUGCUGUGCGGUGGUACGCGGGGACUUCGCUGACAGUGGAUUUAAUUCCUUUGCCGUGCGGCAAAUAUGCUACGAGAUGCGUGAAACUUGAAAACGUACAUAUAUAUAUAUAUAUAUAAACGUAUGUACAUACAUAUAUAUAUAUAAACGUACAUACAUAUAUACAUAUAUGCCACGCACACACGCUCACUAUCAACAUUUUCUUCGACCUGCAUACUCGAGUCUGGAAGUUUCGAGCGGAUACGUGCGUAUCUAGAUGCGACGUCGAGACCAAUUAUCGACAUCUUUUUACAUUAGGUUUUGCUUUAACACUUUCUCGGAACAUCUUUACAGAAGUCCGACGGAUACCUUAUUUCUUAAUACAUUUAGCAAUCUCAUUUGACUGAAAGAUGAGAGAGAUAUAGAAUUAUAACUCUUCGUUGUUUCGACGAUAUACGAUAUUUUUAUUAAUUUCAAAAUGUAUUUUUCUCAACACAUCUUCGCAACCUAGAUCGAUUCUGUCAGCAUCUAGAUACGUCGGGCGCUAUCCAACGCGACACUGUUUCUUCCCUUUAUAGCUAUUCGCGAGAUAACCGAGCCGUGCAUCAUUACUUUCAUAGACACUUCUAACGAGUGAAAACUGACAGCUCAUUCCCGUAAGCGAUAGAUGAAGUUAACUGGAGUUUCUGUCGCGCGAUGGCCGCCGAGUAUACUCGGUGUUAACCGACGGUGGUGGAGAUGCGAUCCUGCGUAGAAUAUUUUUGUGAAAUGCUUCCUUUGAGCGCCGGAGUAUCAAACGAACGGCAGUGGCGUAACAUUACUCACGAUUCUGUUCGAACGAGCGUAAACGGAAAAGUGUGAGAAGACGAGUACCGAGAUCCACAAAUCUAAUUUGUCAGAAUGAAAGUCGAAGCGUAAACCGGUCGACGCAUCGUACAGACUGACGAGAGAAUUCGCUCAAAGAAUAUAUGUUUAAGGUAUGACUAUGGAUGUUUUUUUUUUUUUCAGUUACGAUGUAAAGAUAAAUAAGCGAAGAAGCAUACGAAUGGCCACGUGCCGCGGAUGUUUGACUCGCAAUCUGUUAUGCACUUACAAAAAUAAAAAGAAUGAACGGGAGGGGGGGAUGUAUCGGGAAUUGGAAAAUCGGGAAAGGUGAAGUCAAGAUAUAUAUAUCCGCUUGUAAAUUUACUUUUCGAAGAUCUUCUAACGCUUCAUUUGAAUGAAAAGAGACUUGGCUCUUUGGCGAGUACGAAUCGUUCAAAUAUUGAAAAUUGCGAAUUGGAUGUCUAAGGCACUUCGAUCGUACGUACGAUACACGCUUAACGCGUCUAAACAAAUCGAAGUCAGACAGUGAGAUAAAUCUCGCGUUUCGCCAUCCGAUGUAGGUUCUUCAAAGCAUACCCUGAGGGUAGUGAGAAAUCGCGAGGAGGCUUCCGGCAACAUGUAACUGCACGGUAUUGCGUAUUGCUGGCGAUAAUGCUUAGCGAUCGUAUACUUCCGAGCGAUAUCGUUAAAAUAGCUGUGUAUUAAAGCAAAACAACUUUUCAAUCUUGGCUCGUCUUCAAAAUACAUACGUAAUGACGUCUAAGUAUACGUUAAAGUUUACGUGGACGUGGAUGUGGAUAUUAACGAAAAACAUGACGGAGCGAAUACGUUACGAGUAACUGCGACAUAAUGGACUCUUCUUUCGAAUCCGUCGCGAUCUGUAUAAAACUCCCACUUCCAAGUAAACAAAAAAAAAGCGCAAGCUCACGAUCGACUCACGCUAGGUACACCUUACGCUUUAUAACUUGGUUCGAAGUUAAAAGUACGGAGAAUUUCCCAAGUGUUAACGGGUUCUCGCCUUAUGAAGAUUUGCUUACGCGACUUUUUUCACACGGAGUUUUUUAAUAAAGAUUAUAUAAAGUGUGUCUCCAAUGAGCGACAGAAUUGAGUAGAAAGGUUCGUGAUUUUCCGCGUAUGGAUAAGUGCGUGUUUGCUUUGUGUAUUUGUGUGUAUGUACAUGCGCAUGCGUGCGUGUGUGUGUGUGUGUGUGACGUGUGUAGCAUGUGAUUUUAAGAUUUAUUUUCACGAACGCGUGGAUAUCGCACGCAAAUAAUUGAUGUGAAAUGAUAAUACCGGUGCGUAGUAUAAACGACGAAGCGCGUGACGCUACGUCGCCAUGAAACGUCGCGAUUUAAGCUCAUAUCGUACAUAUAACUAGAAUCAAAAGAAUAAAGUGACCGGGCCUGCAGCCAAUCGUCGUCAUCUCGCGUAAAUUAUCUCUAUUUAAAGUGGAAAUACUACCUGGUACUCUCGAAGAUAUAAUUUUAGCCUUGCCAUUCAAUUCUGCGUCUUCUAGCGAACGUAAGCCUUCGAAUUUACGUAGUAACGUCCUGUAAUAUUACUGCGUAAUACAUACUGUAAUAUAUGAAUAUGUAAAAAAUAUGAUAAAAGAUAUGACGUUUAAUUUACAGAGCAACGACUGAUCGAGAUAUAUAUAAUAUAUAUAAAUAUAUAAAUAUAUAAAUAAAUAUCUAUGUUCGCGCGAGCGCACACGCGUAUUACUUAACGAAUAGGAAUUGAAAAGUGUGGCUCUUUUCGUUCGUGACGUCUAUACUUCCAAAACGCCGGACGCAAGUGCACGUGCAUUUCGUUUCAUUUCUACGUCUACUUACGAAGCCGCUGGGCUCUCGCUCUACUUAGAAGUAAGCAUAGCUCUAGAUUAAUCAUAAUAAUGUAUUAGGCUGAUUGUGAUAAACGGCGACAAUAGCUUCCUUUUUGUCAGAAAUGAUGAGACUCCAUCUGCCUCCCGUCUGAUCGCUUUUCGAACAAGAAGCAACAUAUCAUGUGCUUUAAGGAAUUAUAUCGAAAAGAUAUUUGCAAACUCGCACCGCAUAUUUUUUUUUUUCCUCGGUACGGUGAAAUAAUUUUCUCUAAUUGUUACCAUAUGCCAGGUAGAAUUCACGGGAAUGCAAAAUAAUAUCGUUCGAAAAAUUGGAAAGAAAGAUAAGCGAUAUGGUACGAUGGAAUUGCGCAACAUUCCUUGGCAAGUGUCAAUAUUAACGUAAGGAUCAGUUAAUUCGAUUUAAUUGACUCGCGGGUGAACUCUCGUCACUUCUGACGACAUUGUUGCUGAAAUAAUGACGGCAAUAUCGGAUACGCUUGCGCUAUCUAAUUAUGACAGUGGUCGUCGUUCUACUCAUACGACAUGACUAAUAAAAUAUAACAUUUUGUUCA